Molecule: messenger RNA, 1698 nt
Organism: Symbiodinium necroappetens
Lineage: Eukaryota; Dinophyceae; Suessiales; Symbiodiniaceae
Source: the annotation of a GenBank genome assembly
AUGUCUUUGAUCUUGUCGUCACUUUGCGGCACAGUGAACACUUGCCCGCAAUGUGACACCACCAAUGUCAUCCAUGUCUUUUCUCAGGACGAAGUCCAAUACGUUGGAGUGUCGAAUGAUGUCGCAGAGACUGUGAAGGUAGACGUGCCCUGCUUUGAGCUCGAGCGUGCCUCUUUGUUGGGCACGCUUCGAGAGCGCCUCUCCCAACAAGGCCUGGAGCUCGAGGACAUGCCCGACACCACUAGUCAGGACUUCCUCCGAUUGUGCCUUGACACGAGCAAAGCUGCAGAAGGCAUACCGACAAGAGAUGAUGUGCCGGAGGAUUUGCAAGGGUGUCGCACCGAGACUGGACGGUGCACGGAGUUACGUCUCACGGAGAUUUCGGAAGCAGCUAGCGUCAACAUGUGGCAGAGGCAGUUUUUCGGCCCAAGCGCUGAAGGCGCAUGGGCCGAGGUGGACACGAACCCGUACUGGCGAUAUGUCCUCCAUUCAAUUGGAUACUUCUUUUCGGGGGCCCGGCCUCCCGGCCUGCACAUGGAGCUGACGAUUCUCGACUACUUGGGCUUGCCCGAAGGCAGCAUUUUGUCCGUGCGUUCGGGACCCACCCGGCGCCAGAGUCCCUUGCCCUGCUCAGCGCCCUUCAGGCUUCCGCCUGGGCCAUGGCCCUUGCGGAUAGAUGUGCUUGGGCUUCUAGGGAAGUCUUCUUCGCACAUCGUUUUGACCUCCGGGGAGAACGGCUUGUGUAGGCUGCCCUUGGAAGGCAAGGAUGGGCGGCCGAUGAGCGUGACCUUUCAGGUCUGCACGGAGAACGGUCCCAGGCCGAAGACCUCACCGAGUUUGAGUCGGCGGCUGGAAGACGCGGCUCCGGUGAAGAAGAGGGAUGCCGAAGCAGAUGCGAGAGCCUACCUGGACACUCACCGACUGCACGAGUUCAUGCAUGGCCUUUUCGAGCUGCUGCUUCGGGAACGCCCAGAAGAUCCCUACAGCUUCAUGGCCACGCGCUUUCGCCAGGCCGCCGCCAUGGAAGCUCAGUCCGAGGGCGCAGGGCCGGGAAGCGGCUUGAAGGCCUCGAGGAGCUCCGUCUCGACGGCACCCACCAGUGCCACAUCCCUGAGCCUGUCCUCUCCGACGCGAGAUUCCAGCUUGGCCGCGACCACGCUCUCGGCCAGCUUCGGCGAGGUGCCCGAAGGCGCCUUCAAGGUCUGGGUUCGGAGCAUGCGCGGCCGCUCCAUCGCGAAGCUGGUGGUGGGACCCAAGGAGAAGGUGGGUUCUCUAAAGCAGCGGCUGCCCGGUGCUGCCGCCUCCUCGCAGCUGCUUUGGCUUGGGGAGAUGCUGCCGAACGACUCCACGCUGGAGGAUUGGUUUGUGGAGCCCGGCCUUGUGAUGCUGAACGUGGUCUCGUCGCAGAAGGAGCCCAAGGUUCGGCACAUCCUCUCCGGAGCCAGCGAAGGAGGCAUCAGGCUCUGGAAUCCCGCCAAUGCAGAGAAGGUGCAGGACAUGACUCCCCUCGUGCAGUCGGCAAUCCUGGCGAUGGUUGCUUGCUGGGAGAGGAUGCGUGUACUCUGCACAACUUCCGAUGGGCGCAUGCAGCUAUGGGACCUCAGUGAGGGCACCUGCCUGAACAGCGUCGUCGCGCACCAGGACGAGGCCGGCUGUGUCGCUGUGGACUGGGCGACGGAGCAGGCAAAGCUGAGCUGA